CGCUGCUAGAAAGGUUGAUCAUACCUAUACUGGGCCCAAAGACUCAAUGAUUUACCAUGCCAUGGUAGAUUGUGAUCCUUCUGGCCCCUUAAUGGUUAAUAUGACCAAACUGUAUCCUAAGUCAGAUUGCAGUUCCUUUGAUGCUUUUUGUAGGGUUUAUAGUGGUAAAAUUAUGACAGGCAGUCUAUAAAAGUUUUGGGAGAAGGCUAUUCACAAGAGGAUGAGGAGGACAUGACAGUAAAAGAAGUGACCAAACUAUGGGUAUAUCAAGCUCGGUAUAGGGUAUAGGUUACCCAUAAGCAUGGCACCUCCUGGUUCCUUGGUUCUCAUUGAAGGUGUGGAUGCUUCAAUUAUGAAAACUGCAACUCUCAGUAAUGUGAAUUAUAAUGAAGAAGAUACAUACGUAUUUGGACCACUUCAGUUCAAUACUCUCCCAGUAGUUAAAACCGCCACUGAGCCUCUAAAUCCAAGCGAGUUGCCCAAGAUGGUGGAGGGUCUUAGGAAGAUUAGUAAAAGCUAUCCUCUGGCCAUAACUAAAGUCGAGGAGUCUGGGGAGCACACUGUUCUUGGUACUGGAGAGUUGUACUUGGAUUCUAUUAUGAAGGACCUUAGAGAGCUGUAUUCUGAAGGGGAAGUCAAGGUAGCCGAUCCUGUUGUCUCAUUCUGUGAAACAGUGGUGGAGUCUUCAUCAAUGAAAUGCUUUGCUGAAACACCCAGCAAGAAAAACAAAAUAACCAUGAUAGCUGUGCCAUUGGAAAAAGGGCUUGCAGAAGACAUUGAGGAUGGUGUUGUAAGUAUUGACUGGAACCGGAAGGCUCUAGGUGACUUCUUCAAGACAAAAUAUGAUUGGGAUUUGCUUGCAGCCCGAUCCAUAUGGGCUUUUGGCCCUGACAAGCAGGGACCUAACAUUUUGCUAGAUGACACUCUUCCUACUGAAGUGGACAUGGGAUUACUGGGUGCCGUGAAGGAUUCUAUUGUUAAAGGGUAAACUGGAUUGUUCAAGGGUUUCAGUGGGGUGCACGAGAAGGACCACUUUUUUUAUGUUCUUCAAUCACU
This is a messenger RNA of Populus euphratica (Euphrates poplar), 1056 nucleotides long. Its product is annotated as 116 kDa U5 small nuclear ribonucleoprotein component-like. NCBI's taxonomy places the organism in Eukaryota, Viridiplantae, Streptophyta, Magnoliopsida, Malpighiales, Salicaceae. The record is from RefSeq and is a predicted model, not a curated record. Gene Ontology annotation, cellular component: U2-type catalytic step 2 spliceosome; cytosol; U4/U6 x U5 tri-snRNP complex. Gene Ontology annotation, molecular function: U5 snRNA binding; GTPase activity. The transcript is spliced from 5 exons. Bases 302 to 988 code for a protein of 228 amino acids. Gene Ontology annotation, biological process: mRNA splicing, via spliceosome.